CAGCCGGCUGCCGCGAAAACCCGGAGCAGCUGCGUGUGCUCGUGGACAGUCCUCCUAGGGGCGAAGCCAGGCAGCUGGGCAUGCUCAGUAGCUGGGGGAGGUUUGGGUGGAGAGUAGAAAGCUUUGGCUCUGCCCCCCACCCUCCUUUCAGCCCCCGCCCCCCUUGCCCCUACCCAGCGGUAGUAGUUCCCCAGCGUGCGCCCGGGGAGACCAGGAACAUGGCGCUCGGAGCCAUGUAGCAGUGGAGGAGAAGGGGAUGAGCCACUGCCGCUUCGCUGACAGCCAGCCACCAGAAAUACACUGUGGUGAAAUGCUUCUGCCUCUUGCCAAAAUGAACACAGAAGAAAAAUGAAGACUGAAGAAUUCCAACGAAAAGUCACAGAACAGAAAUAGCUGCACACCUCUGUAGUCUCUAAUCCAUCUACAGCCAUCGUACAAAAGGUUGUUGCAUCAUGUUUGGGAAGAAAAAGAAAAAGAUUGAAAUAUCUGGCCCAUCCAACUUUGAACACAGGGUUCAUACAGGGUUUGAUCCACAAGAGCAGAAAUUUACUGGCCUUCCCCAGCAGUGGCAUAGCCUGUUAGCAGACACAGCCAACAGGCCGAAGCCCAUGGUGGACCCUUCCUGCAUUACACCCAUACAGCUGGCUCCCAUGAAGACAAUCGUUAGAGGAAACAAACCCUGCAAGGAAAGCUCCAUCAACGGCCUGCUGGAGGAUUUCGACCACAUCUCUGUGACUCGCUCCAACUCCCUGAGGAAAGAAAGCCCACCCACCCCGGACCAAGGAGCCGCCAGCCACGGUCAAGGCCACUCGGAAGAAAAUGGCUUCAUCACCUUCUCACAGUAUUCCAGCGAGUCCGACACCACUGCAGACUACGCCACGGAGAAGUACAGGGAAAAGAGUCUCUACGGAGACGAGGUGGACCCCUACUCUAAAGGCAGCCACCACGCGGUCAAGCAAAACGGGCACGUAAUGAAGAUGAAACAUGGGGAGGCCUACUAUUCCGAGGUGAAGCCUUUGAAAAGUGACGUUGCCAGAUUUCCCGCCGAUUAUCACGCACACUUGGACUCACUGAGCAAACCAAGUGACUAUAGUGACUUCAAGUGGGACUACCAGCGGGCCUCCAGUAGCUCCCCGCUGGAUUACCCAUUCCAGUUCACGCCUUCCAGAACUGCAGGGACCAGCGGGUGCUCCAAGGAGAGUCUGGUGUACAGCGAAAGUGACUGGGGACCCAGCCUGGACGACUAUGAGAGGAGGCCAAAGUCCUCGUACCUGAAUCAGAGGAGCCCUCAGCCGGCCCUGCGGCAGAGGUCCAGGUCAGGCUCAGGGUUGCAGGAACCCAUGAUGCCAUUCGGAGCAAGUGCAUUUAAAACCCAUCCCCAGGGACACUCCUACAGCUCCUACACCUACCCUCGCUUGUCGGAGCCCACAAUGUGCAUUCCAAAGGUGGAUUAUGAUCGAGCACAGAUGGUCCUCAGUCCUCCACUGUCAGGGUCUGACACCUACCCCAGGGGUCCCGCUAAACUACCUCAAAGUCAAAGCAAAGCAGGCUAUUCCUCAAGCAGCCACCAGUACCCUUCUGGGUACCACAAAGCCACCCUGUACCACCACCCUUCCCUGCAGACCAGUUCUCAGUACAUCUCCACAGCCUCUUACCUGAGCUCUCUCAGCAUUUCAUCCAGCACCUACCCCCCACCCAGCUGGGGCUCCGCCUCAGACCAGCAGCCCUCCAGGGUGUCCCAUGAACAGUUCAGGGCUGCUCUGCAGCUGGUAGUCAGCCCGGGAGACCCAAGAGAAUACUUGGAUAACUUUAUCAAAAUCGGAGAAGGGUCAACAGGCAUCGUGUGCAUCGCAAGCGAGAAACACACGGGAAAGCAAGUGGCGGUGAAAAAAAUGGAUCUUCGAAAGCAACAGAGGCGAGAAUUGCUUUUUAAUGAGGUUGUGAUAAUGCGGGAUUACCACCAUGAAAAUGUGGUGGACAUGUACAACAGCUACCUGGUUGGAGAUGAGCUCUGGGUGGUCAUGGAGUUUCUAGAAGGUGGUGCCUUGACAGACAUCGUUACUCAUACCAGAAUGAAUGAAGAACAGAUAGCUACUGUCUGUCUGUCAGUGCUGAGAGCUCUCUCCUACCUGCACAACCAAGGAGUGAUUCACAGGGAUAUAAAGAGUGACUCCAUCCUCCUGACAAGUGAUGGCCGGAUAAAGCUAUCUGACUUUGGUUUCUGUGCUCAAGUUUCCAAAGAGGUGCCAAAGAGGAAAUCCCUGGUGGGCACCCCUUACUGGAUGGCACCUGAAGUUAUUUCCAGGCUACCCUAUGGGACAGAGGUGGACAUCUGGUCUCUUGGGAUCAUGGUGAUAGAGAUGAUUGAUGGUGAGCCCCCCUACUUCAAUGAGCCUCCUCUGCAGGCAAUGCGUAGGAUCCGGGACAGUUUACCUCCAAGAGUGAAGGACCAGCACAAGGUCUCUUCAAUGCUCCGGGGAUUCCUAGACCUCAUGUUGGUGAGGGAACCCGCUCUAAGAGCCACAGCCCAGGAACUCCUUGGACAUCCUUUCUUAAAAUUGGCAGGUCCACCAUCUUGCAUCGUUCCCCUCAUGAGACAAUAUCGGCAUCACUAAGGGCAUCACUGAGCAGAGGAUUCACGUAGGUGACAAAAACUAAGCAAGGAUGUGAGAAUAAUUCAGGAGAACAUAAGAAAAACCACAGAUCAUACAAAAGGCCUGUGCAUUCUAGACCAGCUGAUUGGUGGGACAGUGCGAUGACCGGCAGGGUUCGACAGACCAGGGCAUCUUCUUGUGUCUUAAAUAGGCAUCUCUCCACUGACAGCUGGCAUGGUCAUUUGGAGUAUGGCUUUAAUAAGUCAUUAUUAUAUUUUUCAGCCCUUCAUCCAGCAAAUCAGAAGGACUCAGUACAAACUCCGUUAUGUUAUAUCCUAGCCACAUGCAGGGUACCGCAUAGGAUUUUCUAUAUUGAAAGAAUACUUUUCUGGCAAAAAAAAGAAAAAUAAAUUAAAAAAAAAGAAAGAAAGGAAAACAAAAAGCACUUUUUUCUUAAUGGUAGCAGUGUAAUGUAUUUUGCAAUGAAUUUGUAAUUUUUCUGUACAAUAGUUUUGAUAAUUUAUAGUACUUUGAUGUCACGUAGCCAUUGUAUCAGUUGAAGUAAUACUUGUUUACUAGCAGGAGUUUGAACAAAGCCUUUCCUACUUUUUUAUCCCUUUCAGAGAACCAACGAUUCUUUAGGAACUUUGAAUACUGAAUGACUCUCAAUCACCGUCAGCUUUAGUAGAAUAUCUUUCUUAUCUUAACAAGUGUCUUAUGUGAUGGAAGAAGAGUUAAGAGUGAUGGUUGAUGGUGUACACAUUUCAUUUAUACAACCAAAAAAUGAUGAAAUAAAGUUUGAGCCACAUUAAACUACCAAACUAUUCCUUGGGAUAAAGCUAAAUAUUUUGAAAAAAUCACAUUUUCCUUCAAGGCUUUUAGAAGCAAACCAUUUCUUGCACAUCAGGAUGUUUCCCUUAGUGGCAUACCCUCAAAUGGGAAUGCCAUCCCCUUGUGGCCAAAUUUCCCUUCCAGGGAGCAAUUUCAAUGCUAGGAUCAUUGGACUCAUUUCCCCCACAAUUGAAUGUUUCAGUGAGACCGUGGGAAUUUCAGGCUCAUAAAGGGAGAUGAGCGUGAACAAGGCAAGAUGUUUGGUUUCAUUGAUCACUGUUUUAAAACUCUGUAUGCUAGCACACCAAACUCUUGUCUGUAUUUACCUUUGUACCACAGUAUUAAUCUCUAUUGUUCAUGUAUUGUGCUGGAAGUCUGAACUGAUGCUAGAGGAUGAAUUAGAAAGGGGGUAUUUUACCAGGUAUGAUCUGACUUCAGUUUUAACCAUGUUAUGAAGUGUUUCUGACAUAGGAGAAUUUGUGCUGCUGUCUAGGUCUUCUUGAAUGUUGAUAAAAAUGAAUGACUACUACAAUACAUUUUGUGUUGCUUGUUGGAUGAAUUUGCAUGUUAACUGUAGGCCAAUAUAGAUUUGCCUUUAAAACUCUGGAAGAGCUACAUAGUCAUCAUUAGUUUCUAUUAAUUAUGCAUCAGACAAAAGCCAUUUGUUACCAAACUGGAAAACCAGAGGCUUUUCUUAAUGACUUCAUAUACUGUAACAGAUAUAAAUUUAAAUUUGCAAAAAUACUCUGGUUACUCUAAGCAUAAUUAAGGACUUUUUGUAAUAUUAAUAGGUUGCUAAUUAUUUAUUAUAGUUAAAAGGGAGGGGAGGCAUAAAAAUGACCUUCUAUGGUUUAGAUUUUCAGUUUUCCCCCAAACUGGAAAUGCCUCACCAUCAAUAGGAUCUUUAAAUUUUUUUGUUUCAUAAAAUAGCAAAUUGAUGUUUUAUGUAAAAUAUUAAAAUAUUAAUAUAAAUAUGUAAGAAUAAAAACCUAAAUACAGACAAUGGCAGUCCUAAAAGUUAAUGAAAUAGUUUGUCUUAAUUUAAGCAGGACUAUGUAGAAUAAGAUAGAAAAGAAAAAGAAAUCCUUUUUUAACCAGAACAAACAUUUAAAAAAAAACUGCAGAAAACAGUGGAUUUUGGAUUCAGACAUUUUUGACAAUGUAAUGGAAAUUUUUUCAUGUAACUUUCUUAUUAUUGGCUAUUUUUUAAAGUGUUCAUUGAGUUUACCAAAAGUUACUGUAGCUUAAAAGGAUCUGUGGCAGAAACUGCACUUGCAAAUGAAAAUAAAUGUUUGCCUUUUCCCCAUUGUGUUUUUG
This is a messenger RNA of Marmota flaviventris (yellow-bellied marmot), 4742 nucleotides long. It is a transcript of the gene Pak5, whose product is annotated as p21 (RAC1) activated kinase 5. The record is from RefSeq and is a predicted model, not a curated record. NCBI's taxonomy places the organism in Eukaryota, Metazoa, Chordata, Mammalia, Rodentia, Sciuridae. Gene Ontology annotation, biological process: protein phosphorylation; cytoskeleton organization; apoptotic process. Gene Ontology annotation, molecular function: protein serine/threonine kinase activity; ATP binding.